UAGCAACGUUAAUCACAAAAAAACUGUUUCAUGUUUUUUUUUGUUAUUGUCAAUUGAAUUUUAUUUAAUUUCAAGUUAAAAUGUUCAUUUGAAAAACUGGAUUAAAUUAGUGAUUUUAUUCCUCAACAAUGGAGACUUCUCAAGAGGAGGAAUCGGUUUCAGAUCUUCAAUUUAAGUUGAAAGAGAAAAUUCGUGAACUGGAAGAGGCUCAAAGGAAUAACUCCAAAUUGUCAAAUGAAAUUACUAAAUUAACGAGAUUUAAUAAAGAUUUGAUCAGUCAAAUUGAUCUAACCAACAGUAAAUUACAUGUACUCUUGGGAGUCUGUGAAGGUCGUGCCGAUAAAUCUAUUCAAACAGAAUCAUCAAUUGAUAACACCAAGAGAUGUACAUACUGUCAAUCAGCUGCAGUUUCCAAAGAAAACCCAUCUCAGAAUCAAAGUGAUAAUGCUGUUUAUAAUCAAGAGAAUUGUAAGCAACUGAAAGCUGCUGAUUGGGCCAAAAUAGCUCAAGAAGUGGUGGACUCUAAUGACUAUAUUUUUGAACCCACAUCCAAAACAUAUUAUUCACAAUCAUCUGGAUGGUACUAUUAUCCAAAUGAAAAGCUUUUCUUUGACCCUAAGUCUAAAAAUUAUUAUACCUUCAACCAAGAAACUAAAAGUUAUGAUCAAUAUUUAGUGGAAACUGCCGAUGAAUCUAAGGUCUCCAAGAAGGAUAAAAAGAACAAAGCUGAACAAGAAUCUGAGGAGGGAGAAUUGUCUUCAUCAUCAUGUGAAUCAAGUCCUAAGAGAAAUGACAAAUCCAGUCGCAAAAAAGGUUCAAAAUUUGAUAUGGAAGAUGUGGAUAGCUAUGAUUCUGAUAUCAAUGAUGAUGAAUCCAACAUAUCUUGUCUGCGUUUAAUCGUUAGAGAAUCAGAAUCUUUGAAAUUGGGAAGUCUACUUCUAAUUACUAUAACAGGUGCCUUGAUAGGUAACAGUCCUGUAUGUGAUUUAGUCAUCACAGAUCCAAGUGUGAGUCGAAAACAUGCCCGCAUUUCUUAUGAUCAGAAAAAACGCUGCUAUCUAAUUGCUGACUGUUCUAGUAAACAUGGCGUUUUCUUGAACGGAAAUCGACUCAAAGGAGAUGAAACUCGAGUCAUCAAACAUGGAGAUAUUCUAAAAUUAGCAAAAACUGAAUUUUUACUUCAUCAUCAUUAUGGUAAAGAAGUGACCUGCAAUGGAUGCGAACCUGGUUGUGUUCAAGCUGACCUUAUCGUUUGUGGUAGAUUGGCAAAAGAUGAUGAAGAGGACAUUGUGAUUGUUGAAGACCGCCAUACUGCGCUUAAAAAGCUAAAAAAGCGUUAUGGUGUUUCUUGGGAUAAUGAGAAUCUCGUGAAUUUACCACAAAAUUAUAACGAUCGUGCCAAGAAGAGAAGACUUGAAAAAGGAAGCGAUAAUCCUUAUGAAAAGACUGGAGAGGGAACAUCAUUAGAUAAACCAUUAACCCAAGAAAAUAAAGGAUUUAAGAUGCUUCAAAAACUUGGUUGGAAAAAGGGUUCAGGAGUUGGAAAAUCUGCAUCAGGAGAUACUCAACCUGUACCCCUGGUCUCUUCUGAGGGUCGCACUGGCUUAGGAUUCCAUUCCUGAUAAUUCUUGUCAACAUUUAUAUGUAGUUGUGGUUUAUUCCAGAGCGUUACUUAUUUGACUGUGAAUUUAAGCCACUUAAGUUAUUUAUUUUCAUAAAAACAUUUUUUUUCUAACUCAAAGCUGUGUAUUGACUAAUGGUUCAAUGUAUUAUUUAUAUUUAGAGCCAUCGUCCUAGUGUUAUCAAUAUUCAAUUUCCCCUAUUAUCACAGUUACGCCAAUUUAAAUCAAUUGAUUUGCUCAUGUUUACCUCAUAGGUUACUAUCAAUUGACCUGAUUUUCUCCAAUUUGAAAGUUGAUGGUCUAGAUAAUUCAUUGGUACCUAAAGAGUGAAAUUCCCUUCAUCUUUUAAAACGCCCGUUUUUAUUUUUCUAAUUCUUCACCACUAUCAUCUUUAACCUAAUCAGUUAAGAUUUGAUUGGAAAUCACAGUUCUUAACAUGACCUGAAUAUACAUACUCUUGGACAAAGAUGUAACCAGAUAACUGAUAAUUGGAGAGAUGCUGUUCACAGUAACAAAGCAACUUCUAAUCUCAUUUUUGCCUGGUGUUUACUUUUUAAUUGAAAAGAAACCUGUAGUCUCUUGAAGCGGUAACAAUAAUUGAUGUCUCGAAAUCAAAGCAAAUAAAACUAGCUGAAUAAUUUGUACCAUCAAUAUCCAAAGAAUGGGGUUGUUGAUAUUCCUAUGAUAUUUUAUGUCAAUCAUAAUUAUUCGGUCAAACGCUGAUCUAGCACUACUAAAUGGAAAACAGAAAGAGUUAAUUGUGGUUAAAUAAAUCAAGCGAUAUCAAUUUAUAAA
Messenger RNA from Tetranychus urticae (two-spotted spider mite), 2417 nucleotides. RefSeq lists its product as uncharacterized. Gene Ontology annotation, molecular function: protein binding; nucleic acid binding. NCBI's taxonomy places the organism in Eukaryota, Metazoa, Arthropoda, Arachnida, Trombidiformes, Tetranychidae. The record is from RefSeq and is a predicted model, not a curated record.